Apis mellifera (honey bee) is the source of this 602-nucleotide messenger RNA. RefSeq lists its product as uncharacterized. Bases 102 to 431 code for a protein of 109 amino acids. The transcript has 3 exons. Lineage: Eukaryota; Metazoa; Arthropoda; Insecta; Hymenoptera; Apidae. The record is from RefSeq and is a predicted model, not a curated record.
AGGAGGGGUAUACACGUUGUUAGUUACGUUCUCGACGGCCAUACGAUGGCUCACAUCUUGAACUUACCUGCGGAGAGGGGGGAGAGAUCGUAACGGCCGUUAUGAUCGCCCGUCCACGAAGAAAGGGACACGCGAAAUCCCGACUCUUUCUUUGCGGAGAAUCGCGGUACAUGUGCGCAGGAUCGAGAAAGCGAUACAGCGAAGGGAAGAGGCGAAAUGUUACGUUAGGAUUAAUUAACGCUGCGCGCGUUUUUUACAACUGCGACUGCCGUGAUAAAAGCCCGAAUGCUGGUAUUCAAUCGCAAACAGGAAAGAGGGACGUGUGUAUACGUGCAGCAUGCAGAAAGUUGUACCAAAGAUUUAAAACCUUUGGAAAUUUUAAUUUGGAAGACGACGAUUGGAAGACGUUCAAGUGCAUCGAGAAAGUUUGAUGACGGUGAUUUAGACGAAUUGACUCGAUGAAAAUCCAAGCCAGACGCAAGAAGAAUUAGCAGAAAGAUUGGAAGUCACCAGACAAACAGAAUCUAUCUCCGACUGAAACAAUUGGGUAAUCUUGUAUUUGCUUUAAUAAAAUGCUAAUAAAAUGCUAAAUAAAUGCUGUA